AUGCAAAAAGGUUCUGAUAUUGAUCAAAAUCUCCAAGUGAGAGGCCAAACCACAGAGACACUUCCAGGUGGAAGACAAACAGGUCCUCGCGAAGACUUUGAUGACAUAGUGAGAGAUGACAAUUACGAAGUUGCCGAUAGUCAUCUCAAUCAAAAGGGAGAUUACACCAUUGUGUUCAGACACAAGUAUGGAGGCAAUGAUCAGACAUUCCCUAAUGUCUCAAGAGAAAAGAUUGAAAAUUCAAGACUCAAGGACAGAAUUCUUAAGGGUGGCAGCAAAAACUUGUAA
Messenger RNA from Naegleria fowleri, 288 nucleotides. RefSeq lists its product as uncharacterized. Lineage: Eukaryota; Heterolobosea; Eutetramitea; Acrasida; Naegleriidae. Bases 1 to 288 code for a protein of 95 amino acids. The record is from RefSeq and is a predicted model, not a curated record. The transcript has a single exon.